Messenger RNA from Gloeophyllum trabeum ATCC 11539, 2994 nucleotides. RefSeq names its product ARM repeat-containing protein. Lineage: Eukaryota; Fungi; Basidiomycota; Agaricomycetes; Gloeophyllales; Gloeophyllaceae. Gene Ontology annotation, biological process: positive regulation of kinase activity; phosphatidylinositol biosynthetic process. Bases 1 to 2994 code for a protein of 997 amino acids. The record is from RefSeq and is a predicted model, not a curated record. The transcript has 13 exons. Gene Ontology annotation, cellular component: fungal-type vacuole membrane; endosome membrane; PAS complex.
AUGGAUUCCGCCAUCUCCAAGCAGCUGGUGGACAAGAUGUACGAGAAGCGGAAGGCGGCAGCCCUGGAUCUCGAAAAACAAGUCCGGGACUGUCACCAGCAAGGAGAUGAACGGCGCAUCAGCCAGAUUAUUGAUCAACUCGUAGAGAUGUUUAGCAACCCAUCGAACCCACUACACGUGAGGAACGGAGGAUUGAUAGGUCUCGCUGGAACUGCUAUUGCCAUGGGCGUCCAUAUAGCUCCCUACAUGGAUAAAUUCGUUGAACCUUUGCUGGUCUGCUUCACGGAUCCAGAGAACCGCGUACGGUACUUCUCAGCGGAGUGCCUCUACAAUGUUGCCAAAGUGUCGAAAGGGGAGAUAUUGGUAUACUUCAAUCCUAUAUUUGACGCUCUGAGCAAGCUUGCGGCCGAUUCGGAGCUUUCUGUGAAAAACGGUGCUGAGCUGUUGGACCGACUCUUGAAGGACAUAGUGGCGGAGUCCGCCUCUGUUUAUGUCCCUCAAUAUGCGGAGACAGAAAAGAUAUCAAAGGAGGCCGACGAGGGUGUUCUGGUACCUCAUCCCGUAGACGGUCCGGGCGGGUAUCCUGGGGCUAGAAAGGCGUUCUCCCUGGCUCGGUUCAUCCCUUUAUUGAAGGAGCGAAUUUAUGUCAUCAGCCCUUUCACCCGCAGUUUUCUCGUGUCCUGGAUCACAGUCUUGGAUUCUGUACCAGAGCUAGAACUCGUGACCUAUUUGCCGGAGUUUCUGGAUGGUCUAUUAAAGUACUUGUCCGAUCCCACCGAAGAUGUAAAGAUCCAGACUGAAAACGUCCUUGCGGACUUCCUUCGAGAGAUCCGCGAUGUCACCCUUGUGCGCAAGCGCAAUGAGGAGCAAGCGCGCCUGAAGCAGAAAGCUGAUGCAGCUGAAUCCAAAUCACAGAAUGACGGUGAGAAGAAUUCCUCGUCUGAUAUCACCCCAACGCAUACGGAGAAAGCUAUGUUCAUCUCGGAAAGGGAAGACUCAAUUGCUGGAUACGACAGCGAUGAAGCUACGAAAGAGGACUUGGGGUCUACAUCUGAAUUGCGGGAUACAGGCGCAUGGAUUCCUGGACAAGGGGUCAAGAUCGAUUACGCCGCCAUAGUCGACAUACUCAUCAGUCAACUUGAUGGUGACCACGACGAAAUCCAACAGUCGACCGCCCUAAGGUGGCUCGCAGAGUUCUUAAACUUCGCACAGGAAGUGAUAGUACCUUUUACGCCACGGCUCAUCCCAGCCAUCCUCCCGAACCUCGCUCACCAUGUUCCGAUGAUCCAAUCCGCCGCCAAUCGUACCAAUCAGCUUCUCCAGAAGGUCAUCCAAAACCUACCUACUCCGGACACCGACGCCCACCCAGCACCUGCCGAGCGAUUCACUUCAACACGGCCUGUUCCAUCAUCACCAACUCCUCUGGCUAUGUCACCGCCUCCUACGCGGCACUCAUCUGUGGGAAAGGAUCCCAGUGUGCCAGAGAUGACUCCUGUAGACAACGCCUCGGAUGGAUCUGGCCCGUCUUUGCAAUCAGAGCGACUGACUACAAAAUCGAGAACGAACACUCAGCAGUCCGAGAUUUCAGCUCUGAAUCCCGUGGGUCCGUCGCAACUGGAACUGAACAGGCCGCAUUCACCGAGUAUCAGCAUGUCCCCCACGCAACUAAGCCCGUCAGAUCCGGAUCCGUUUGACUAUCAGGCCACCGUGAAUGCGCUGACUAUCCAAUUUCUGAGUGAACACGAAGAGACUCGCGUGGCGGCUAUGAAGUGGCUCAUCAUGUUGCAUCAGAAGGCUCCUAACAAACUCUUGACCAUGGACGAUGGCACGUUCCCCGCCCUCCUGAAGACAUUAUCAGAUUCUUCUGAGGAGGUCAUCAAACAUGAUCUGCAAUUGAUUGCCCAGAUAUCCUCCACAUCGGAAGAGUCAUACUUCAAGUCUUUCAUGAUAAAUCUUCUUGAAUUGUUCAGCACAGAUCGGCGACUGCUGGAUGCUCGAGGUAGUCUUAUCAUCCGGCAGCUCUGUGUCAACCUUAGUUCCGAAAGAAUAUACCGAACAUUCGCGGAAGUCCUGGAGAAGGAAGACGAUCUUGAGUUUGCGAGCGAUAUAGUGCAGAAACUUAAUAUCAUCCUAAUCACUGCUCCUGAACUGGCAGACUUCAGGAGAAGACUGAAAAGCCUUGAGACCCGGCAAGAUGGUCAAGCACUGUUUAUCACGUUAUAUCGUUCAUGGUGCCAUAACGCUGUAGCAGUGUUUUCACUUUGCCUUCUAGCACAAGCAUAUGAGCAUGCAUCCAACCUUCUGCAAAUAUUUGCAGAUUUGGAAAUCACUGUGCAAUUGCUUGUGCAGAUCGAUAAACUGGUACAACUCAUCGAAUCUCCCGUGUUCACGUACCUUCGACUGCAGCUUCUGGAACCUGAAAGAUACCCUCACCUCUUCAAGUGUCUGUAUGGGCUCCUGAUGCUCCUGCCCCAAAGUUCCGCUUUCAUUUCUUUGAGAAAUCGACUGAUGGCGGUGAACUCUAUUGGGUUUCUGCACAUUCCUAACAAACCGUCCGCUGCAGCUUUUUCAUCCCGAUCAAAGAUAAUCAAUCGGGACGAGAUCAAAUGGCAGGAAUUACUGUCCCAUUUCAGAUCAGUGCAAGCUAGGCACGAGAAGGCUCGUAGGCAAGCCGUUGGUAGCGAUGCUCCGUCCUUCCCGGCAUUCCAAGCCGGAGACAAGCCCAGUGGUGCUAGCUCGAGUUCCCAACAAGGCUCCACGACGCGUCCCCCGGUUCGUCGAAGAGUUACAGGGGAAGUUCCUCCUUCACCACCUCCCCCUGCGAGGGGCGGUGGCAGUAUCCUUUCGCCCCUGAACCCCAGAGCACGGGGAGCCAACGGCUUGCUUAGUUCUGCUCUGACUAGCUCAUCCGCUAGACCUGCGAGCCCCACCGCGUUAUUGCAGCAAGGGCAGUCAAAGGCAAAACGGACGCUUAGCUUGAGUAGGAAGACUUGA